AUGGACGAAGAGGAAAUGCCUGAAGCCAGUACCCCGGCAACAGCUGCUACCCCAGGGGGAGGACAGCGACAGCUGGCUCGCCGGUGCAGAAGGAGCUUUUUCAAGCCUCCCAGCUGGGGAGAGCUACCAGGUCGUCUGCCACUGAGGACUCAGAUACAGGACUUUUGCUUAUUUGGAGUGAACAAAAAGGGCCAGUCCAGCGAUAUAUACUUCACUUUCCAUCAUGGGGUAGUAAAUGAUAGAGGAGCACCAGCUUGGGGAGUGAUUAGCUACAUAAGGACAUCUCAUGGUGUCAAAAGGAUUUCUGGUAAACGGUCAAAUGCUUUAGGACAGCGAUAUACACUCGUCAGGGGACACGAUGGCUCAGCAGAUAAAGACGCUGCAUUUGUUAGCAGGAACGUUGACAGCUGGGAUUUGAGACCCGAGCGCUGCACGAUGAACUAUUGUUAUAUAUUAUUUUUAUUAGCAAACCAUCCCAUGACAAUGGAUCGUGUAGAGAAGAACGUUAAGAAAAGAAAAUAUAGUGAGGAUUUUUUACAGUAUGGUUUUACCUCAAUAAUUACAGCAGGAAUUGAGAAACCGCAAUGUGUUAUUUGUUGUGAAGUUCUAUCAGCUGAAUCUAUGAAGCCGAACAAACUAAAACGCCAUUUUGAUAGCAAGCAUCCGAGCUUUGCCGGCAAGGAUACCAACUAUUUUAGAAGCAAAGCUGAUGGACUCAAGAAAGCCAGACUUGACACUGAUAGCAAGUACCACAAACAAAACGUAGUAGCCGUUGAAGCUUCAUAUUUGGUGGCAUUCAGAAUCGCCAGAGCUAUGAAACCUCACACCAUUGCUGAGGAUUUACUGUUGCCAGUGGCCAAAGACAUUGUUCGAGUUAUGAUCGGAGACGAAUUUGUUACAAAAUUUGACACAGUUGGUUCAUUUCUGAAAGAGCAUAAGAUCUCUUGGGAAAAGGUUUGUGGUGUUUGCACAGAUGGUGCUCCAGCUAUGCUAGGAUGUCGAUCUGGAUUUCAACGUUUGGUACUGAAUGAGUCACCAAAAGUCAUCGGAACUCACUGUAUGAUUCAUUGGCAAAUAUUAGCAACAAAGACGCUGCCACAAGAGUUACAAGAAGUAAUGAAAAGCGUCAUACGUUCUGUCAAUUUUGUAAAGGCAAGCAGUUUAAACAGUCGACUGUUUUCGCAACUGUGCAACGAGUUGGAUGUGCCGAACAAUGCUGUGCUAUUUCACACUGAAAUGAGAUGGUUGUCGAGAGGAAACAUUUUAAAACGUGUUUUUGAGCUUCGUGAUGAACUCAAAACAUUUUUUAAUCAGAAAGUAAGACCGCAGUUCGAAGCACUUUUCAGCGAUAAAAGUGAACUGCAGAAAAUAGCUUACUUGGUUGACAUCUUUGCCAUCUUGAAUGAGUUAAAUUUAUCACUGCAAGGACCAAAUGCAACGUGCCUCGAUUUGUCUGAAAAGAUCCGAUCAUUCCAAAUGAAACUUCAGCUUUGGCAAAAAAAAUUGGAUGAAAAUAAAAUGUACAUGUUGCCUACCUUAUCUGCUUUCUUUGAGGAACAUGACAUUGAACCAGACAAAAGGAUUAUGAUGAUAAUUUAUGUGAAAGAACACUUGCACAUGCUUGCAGACGAAAUUUCAUCGUACUUUCCAAAUCUACCUGACACCCCAUUUGCACUUGCCAGAAGCCCAUUCACAGUCAAAGUUGAAAAUGUUCCUGAGACAGCACAAAAGGAGUUCAUUGAACUUGUUAACAGCGAUGCAGCGAGAACUGAUUUCUCUACAAUGCCAGUUACAAAAUUCUGGAUCAAGUGUUUGCAGUCAUAUCCUGUUCUGUCUGAGACUGUGUUGCGCCUUCUUCUUCCAUUUCCAACAACAUAUCUUUGUGAAACAGGGUUUUCCAGCUUGUUGGUUAUCAAGUCUAAAUACAGAAGUAGACUUGUUGUGGAAGAUGAUUUUCGUUGUGCUCUUGCAAAGACUGCCCCGAGAAUUUCUGAUCUGGUGAGAAAGAAGCAAUCUCAACCUUCGCACUGAUGUUGGCUUUUUACGCAUACUGUCGCAAAAUGUAGCAAUG
This is a messenger RNA of Protobothrops mucrosquamatus (brown spotted pit viper), 2071 nucleotides long. RefSeq names its product SCAN domain-containing protein 3-like. The transcript is spliced from 4 exons. The coding region runs from base 1 to 2031 and encodes 676 amino acids. NCBI's taxonomy places the organism in Eukaryota, Metazoa, Chordata, Lepidosauria, Squamata, Viperidae. The record is from RefSeq and is a predicted model, not a curated record.